AAGUCCGAGCCCAAAAUUUCUUUUCCUCAUCCUUCCUCGUCUCUCUUCGAACGACUUCUCAUCUCUGCAACGCUUUUAUCGUUCACUUCAAAUAUUAUCUCAGAAACAAACCUUAGAUCCAGAUCCAGAUCUGAAGAGUUCCGAUUCAUCGGGAGGGAAAACGAUGUCAUGUCUAGCGCUUUCUCUCCAACCCACCAACGGACCUGACAUAUUGCUCCAGACCCGGGAAUGGUUCCCGCCGGCGAGAGCUCUCGUCGCCCUCUCUGCAUUCCGUCAAACUCGACAAGCCUUCGCGGCUGGAAAACACCAAUCCGCCGAGGAUGGCGAUUCCUCCCUUGGCGACGAUCCCCUCGCAGCCUCCAGCGGCCAAUUAAUCGUGGGCGUUGAGAGCCGCUAUCGCGUUGUGUACCGUCUCGUCAACGGCAUCUACGUGCUCGGGAUCACCACCGUGGACUACGACCUCGGCGUCAACAACGUGUUCGAGUGCAUCGGGAUCGUCAACCAGGCCGUCAGCGUGGUCGUCGCAGCGUGCCGCGGCGUCGAUGUGACGCCGGAUAAGCUGAAUCGGAAGUACGCCGAGAUCUACAUGGCGUUGGAUAUUGUUUUGAGAGGCGUUAGCAGUAUCAGGCUCGCGGCGAUGCUGGCGUCGAUGCACAGUGAUUCGAUAGCGAAGAUGGUGCAUUCGGCGAUUGACACCGAGAGCAAGAUUCGCGGUGCUGAAAAUUGGAGCAAUGUGGAGAUAAACUCGGUUGAGCAUUUGGCGAGUGUGGACGCGUUUUCGAAUACUAGAUUCGAAUUGCCGGCGGAUGUAUUGGCCGCUGGCGAUGAGGUGGUGGCGAGUAUUGCCCCGGUGCAGAGCGUUGCGGAGCAGCAGGAUCAGCCGGAGAAGAAGGCGGAGGAGGAGGUGGAGAAAGAUCCUUUUGCGGCGAGCGAUGCCCUAACCAAGCCUGAAUCACUGGUUGGGGAUUUCAAGAAAAAUAAGGAUCAGGCGGCAGUGUCUGAUCUCACGGUGGCUUUGGCGGGGCUGGAGGUUACUACAUUGCCGCCGGCAGCGGCCACAGACUCCACUCAUAUCGGCGUGGAAGGUUUUGAGGGUAAUUAUGGUGGCAUAGAGUUUGGUAACGAGGAGGCCUCUUUGGGGGAGACUUUUGAAGGUUUUAAUGAUGCUUUUGGUGGUGGUUUGGAUGCUUCAGAGUUUGUUGGACCGAAGAAAGUUCCCAAGUCCCAAGGGCUUGGUGGGCUUGAACUGUUACAGACAGGGAGUGAUGCGACAACUGCUGCCACCACAGCCCCUGCUGCUAGUGGAGCUGCCACUCCUCUUGAGGAUCUUUUGGUGAAGAAGAGUGAAAUGAAGGGUCCUGAGAUGUAUAUUGGUGAAGUGAUCAGCGUGGAGUUUAGGGAAUCUUUGCUGGCUAGAGUGGGAUUAAUGGGUGUGGUGUAUUUGAAAACCUUGCCUCCCAAAACUUCUGAUAAAGAAACUGAGUUUUCUUUUAGGAUUGAUGGUACUAGUGGGGUUAAGAGAUUUGUUAUGCAAAGUUCUCGGGUUAGCAGUCUCGGCAAUGGGAUGUUUCAUGUGAGGACUGCACCUUCGGAGGAGCCUAUACCUAUUUUGAAGUAUAGCUUGCUACCCCGUUUAACUCCAUUGCCUUUGAGGGUUCGUCUCAUAAAACGUCACAGUGGGACUUUACUUUCAGUCAUGAUACAGUAUGUUUCAAAUCCGGAUUUGCCAGCACCCUUGACUGAUGUAACUUUUGUUUUAAAAUUGCCGGUUGACCCAUCAUUGUUGAAGGUUUCGCCAAAAGCAGUCUUGAACAGGUCUGAGAGAGAAUUGAGAUGGCAUGUACCAGAGAUUCCUCAAAAGGGUGCUCCUGGUCGACUGAGGGUAAGGAUGCCUGUGGAUUCUAAUGAGGAAGAUGGUGGAGAAGAAAUUGAAGUUGUUGGUUAUGUGAAAUUUUCUGCACAGGGAAUGAGGUCAUUGUCUGGUGUCUCAUUACGGCCUGCUUCUGAGGGUAAGACAGACUUUUAUGAGGUUAAUCACAGGUAUGAGAGCGGUGUUUAUAUGUGCAAUUGACCAUGGAUGAGAUGGUUGUUUACUUACAUACUGUGUACUGUUCAUUUUAUCUUCCAUAUUUGUCCAUGCAGCUUGUGGUUUUGGUGUGUUUGUAGCAUUCUUUAAAAUGGAGCUUGUAACUUAGAUUCAUUGUUCUUAAAUGAAAGCCUUGUGUCUAUGUCAUAGGCCAGUAUUCUUUCUUUUUUAA
Molecule: messenger RNA, 2258 nt
Organism: Vitis riparia (riverbank grape)
Lineage: Eukaryota; Viridiplantae; Streptophyta; Magnoliopsida; Vitales; Vitaceae
Exons: 1
Coding region: 164-2071 (635 amino acids)
Source: RefSeq, a predicted model, not a curated record